Messenger RNA from Drosophila mauritiana, 1758 nucleotides. RefSeq names its product protein singed wings 2 (gene swi2). Gene Ontology annotation, cellular component: plasma membrane. The record is from RefSeq and is a predicted model, not a curated record. The transcript has 5 exons. Lineage: Eukaryota; Metazoa; Arthropoda; Insecta; Diptera; Drosophilidae. Bases 248 to 1747 code for a protein of 499 amino acids.
AGAAAAGUAGCACAGUGCGGAUAGAUACGCGGAUGCGUGGUCGUUAAACUGCGGAUCGCGGAAAAAAACGAAUUUUUUGAUUAUGUUUUUAGCGUAGAGCCAAUGGCAGAGCCAAAACAAUUCGAUCGCAAUUGCCCAAACUGCUCAACCUGCGCGCGAUCGUGACAAUGGAAUAUUCUGAUUGAAAACAACGCAAGCCGGAUAAACAGUCUCAAAAUAAAUAUUUAAAAAUAACCCAAAAAUUAAUAUGGCGAGCGGUGUGUUUCAAAAACGGCCAAAAGCAGCGAAAACUAUUUCGCUGUUCUGCAUGAUCUUAAUAAGGCUGAGCCAGGCCGCGGAUGACAGCCAUGAGACGAGCACUUUGCUAGCCACCACCACUACCAUCACCACAGAGAUCAUUCCGAUGCCCGAUUCUGGGCGCAGCUGCUUCGGUUGGUCCUCCGCGCCGGAGGCAGCGGGCGGCAACUGCUCCAGAUCGAACCGGAACGGAACUCUUAAGUGCUAUGGCGGAAUGAAUAACCUGGCUGCCCUGAACCAAUCUGGAAAGUUGAGCAGAGUACAGCCCGCACUGGAAAUGCUUCUAUGCGGCUGGCCAAAGGAUGGUCUGAAUCAUUUCCGGGAUCUUCAGAAAUUGCCCCGCCUUCGAUCACUGACCAUCGAGUACAGUGGCUUCACCGAAUUCAAAUUCGACUUUCCCGAGAUGUUGGAGCUGCAUACCAUCAACAUUUCGUGGACGAAUCUCUCGUACAUCUCAUCCCGCACCUUCAAACGGGUGCAUCCGCUCAAGGUCUUAGAUCUGCGAUGGAACCAGCUCAUCCAACUGGAUGGACCCCUGUUGCUGCCCCGCAAUUUCGAGCAACUCUAUCUGGCGGGCAAUCCGUGGAACUGUACGCGCAAUUUCAAGUGGAUGCUGCUGCAGCCGGAAAAGGGGCGCCUGGUGGUGGAUCGCGACGAACUAAUCUGCACAGAUCGAAAGUAUAAGGAACGCCAGAUGCUCCUGGUCAUGCACUACAAACUGGAGCUGAGGAGACAAUGCCAGUCGCAUGAGGAUCUAAGGAACUGCACUUGCCUAAUGCAUCACAUCUUGCCGAAGACUCACAUACCGCUCUAUACGGUCAACUGUUCCCAUUUGCAGUUCCAGCGCUUGCCAGACUUUUUGCCGGACAACACCACCACUUUAGUUAUUAACGAUAAUAUGAUCAGUGACAUAAAUCCGCUGCGGGACAAUCCCUACUAUCGCCACGUUGUGGAUAUGCAGCUGGAGAACAAUCAGAUAUCCAAUGUGGACAACUUGGAGGGCACUUACUGGCUGCAGAACUUCCGCUUGCUCAAUCUGCGGGGCAACAAUCUCCGCAAGUUUCAUGUCUACGCCCUGGACAACGCUCUGUUUGACAACGAGAAUGCCAAUCUGCUAUUGCUAAGUCGAAAUCCCUGGCACUGCACCUGCAAGUUUGGCAGCAGAAUGCGUGAGCUGUUGACCAAGUACAAGGAUAUCGUGCGGGAUGCCUGGAAUGUGAGCUGCACCUACCGCCUGGAUGACGACCAGCUGCUGGCCAAGGUGCUAACCCUCAGUCGCCAGGAGAUGUGCAAUUUAAGUGUGGAGGGCAGCACUCAGAUCCAUCCCAUCGAUUGGCUGAACGGGGUGCUGGCCAGCCUCAUAUUUAUCAUCCUGGGCAAGCUUGCCUACGAUUACUACUACUACAAGUAUUACGGUCGAGUUCCUUGGAUUGUGAUGAAAAUGCCCUAGUCUCUAUUUAG